AUGAGCCCCACAAGUCUGGUUCACCAGGUUGCCUGGACCCCCGCUGUACUAUCCGAAAAGCCCGUGGAACUGAGAAAAGUGAUCUUCCUAGCAGAUGACAAAACGGAAAAUGUCAAUUUGUCCUCCUACACGAAGACAGCUACCAACGAGGGCCUGGAGAUAGUCAUUGUUAAUGAUGCCUCGGAACUUGACCCGGAAUUAGUGACUGGUAAUAUUGUCGUUCAUAUUCCUCUUUUAUCAGGAGACAGGAAUGGUAUAUAUAAUGCUGUCACAAAAUCAUGUGCUAGCCUGGUUGCAGCAGCACAGAUGAUGCAGAAAUUUAGUCAAUCUCCAUGCCCCUCAGGAAUGCAUGCGAGUUACAAGCUGAUCUCUGUCACCAACAUGGACUCUAGCGUCAAUGAUCUGGGAUUUGCGCCACUUCGCGGUUUGGCGCGUGUGUUGAAAGCAGAGAUACCAGAAAUCUUCAGCGGCCUUUUUGAGCAAGAUCGAGAGGGCUUUCCCCUUUCCGCAAUCAGAAAUGCUUGUGGGUUUGACGUGAUCAAAAUCCGUGACGGUGUACCACAGAUUGGUUUGUUGCAGUCGGUUCCCCAAGACUGCAUUGAAGAGAAGGAACUGCGACUGAGACCUGAUGGUACAUAUCUGAUCACGGGCGGGACAAGAGGUAUGGGCAUUGAGAUUGCAACAUGGAUGUGUGAGCGCGGCGCGAGAAGCCUUCUAUUGGUAUCUCGUCGUGGUUUAUCGUCCAAUAUGAAUCUGGACGAGAAAGAAAAAGACCCAGACCACGACAAGCUUGCCUCACGGAUCAUCGAGCUGAAGGCUCGAGGGACUCAAGUUCACAUCCUUGGUAUUGACCUUGGUCAGCCAGGGGCAGACUCAAUCCUGGGCCAAGCUAUUCAAGAUCUGAACCUUCUCCCAGUGAAGGGAGUCUUCCAUGGGGCCGGUAUUGCGGGUUAUCAUACACUUCAAACUUGCACCGCUUCUGAUAUCGCGGACGUGCUAGCGCCAAAGGUGGUUGGAGCUUUGAAUCUCGACACCUUAUUUCCGCCGGGACAGCUAGACUUUUGCUUCUUCGCGUCUUCAGUGGGUCAACUGGUUGGAUUCCCCGGUCAGCUCUCCUAUGCCCCAGUAAAUGCAUUCUUAGAUGAGCUGGCGACGUAUAGGAGAAAGCAAGGCGACAAUUGUACGUCAAUUCAAUGGGGCAGUUGGCGCGAUGUGGGGUUGAUGGCACGGAGCAAGUCGGCCACACGGAUGAUCAACAAGGGAAUGCAAUCUACUGGAAUUGCGGCGAUGACAAAAGAAGAGGCGCUCUUGGCUUUGGAGAGAAUCACCUUUCUUGAAACAGACAAUGUUGCUGUCGUUCGCGUGUUGGAGCUCCAGCCUGACGAACCCUCACGUCACCCAAUACUGGAGAAUGUCACACCGCGCGCUGAGCCACAGACCUCCGGAUUCGACAAAUAUCCAGAGCACUCAAUCGCAGUGGUAGGAAUGGCAUGCCGAACCGCAGCGGGAGACACACUGGAGGACUUCUGGGAGGUGAUUCGAGAGGGGCGCAGUAUGGCACGGGAAAUGGACAUCAACCGAUUUCCUGAUGCCCCCAAAGGAAAGCUCUGGGGAAACUUCCUUUCGGAAAUUGACUCAUUUGAUCAUCAGUUUUUCAAAAAGUCGAAGCGCGAGGCAUCGGCACUUGAUCCGCAUCAACGUGUUCUUCUCCAAACCACCUACCAUGCGCUAGAAUCAGCCGGAUGUUUCGGUGGCGGAAAGCGGCAAAAACCAGAGAGUUAUGACAAAACGAAGAACGAAGACACGACGGGCUGCUUUAUUGGUAUGAACGCGCCUGAUUACGCACUGAAUCUGGCCUGUCAUUCACCCUCCCCUUAUGCCGCUCUUGGGAUGCUCCGCUCCUUUGUUUCCGGGCGAUUGAGCCAUUAUUUUGGCUGGACAGGACCUUCGCAUGUUGUCGACACGGCUUGUUCCUCGGCUAUGGUGGCAAUUCAUCAAGCCUGCCGUGCCAUCCAGGCAGGGGAAUGUACACGGGCCGUGGCGGGUGGCAUCAAUCUCAUUACCAACACGGUGCUAUCCGAAGCUUUACGGGCAGGUGGAUUCACCAACCAUACUGGUGCCUGCAAGACAUUUGAUGCACUGGCAGAUGGUUACUGUCGUGGCGAAGCCGUUGGUGUGGUGGUGCUGAAGCCCCUGGCGAAAGCACUAAAGGAUGGCGAUGACAUCCAAGGCGUCUUGCUGGCGACUGCUAAUAAUCAGAACGUCAAUUAUACCACCAUCACAAACACCGUAUUGGAGAGCCAGGUUGCACUUUACAGAGAAGUACUCGCGCGCGCUGGGGUUAGUCCACGAGCUGUAUCCUACGUCGAAGCCCAUGGCACGGGAACUCGCGCCGGUGAUCCCGUGGAGGUCGCCGCAAUACGCCAAGCGCUCGGAAUGACGGCGAAAGAUAGGACACAUCCUUUGCACAUCGGCGCCACGAAACCGAACGUGGGCCAUGCCGAAGGGGCUUCGGGCGUGGUGUCUUUGAUCAAAGUGUUGCUCAUGCUGAAGCACGGCAAGAUACCCCCACAGGCUCAAUUUCAAACCUUGAACCCAAAUAUCGCUCCUCUCGAGCCAGAUGGACUUGCUAUUUCGCAAUCUCUGCAAAGCUGGGAUGACAACUGGAGAUUGGCACUGGUCAACAAUGCUGGUGCUUCGGGCAACAAUGCAUUUGCCGUUCUCGCACCUGCUCCUAUGCCUUCGCGCAUAGAGAUGCCACGGCUUAAUUCGGCCAAAGCGGCGUGGCCGAUCUUUAUUUCCGCGGCAUCCAGAGAAAGCCUUGUCGCGUACUGUGCGAAACUCGAAGACCAAAUCCGAAAUGGCUGGUUCGCUCCUGAAACGGUGCCUCAUGUUGCCUUUACACUAGCAACUAAACAAAACCGUCAACUCAAGCACACGUUCUGCACAAAGGCAACAUCGUUUGAGGAUUUGAAAGCCCAGUUAUCUGUGCCGGACAAGCAUGUUGCAGCGUCGUCAAAGCCAAAACCGAUCAUUCUCAUGUUCAGCGGACAGAAUGGCAAUGUUGUACCAGGAACUCAAGCAAUGUACGAUGGUUCCGCGCUUUUCCGGAAGUAUUUGCACGAAUGCGAGAACGUGAUGCAGUCUCUUGGCCUUCCAAGCCUUUUGCCGGCUACAUUGCAGGGAAUUGGUGGGGACGCCGAUCUUCUUAUCAGACACGCUGCCAUGAUUGCAAUUCAGUAUGCCUGUGGAAUGGCUUGGAUUGACUCAGGUAUAACUCCAGACGCAGUAUGCGGCCAUUCGCUGGGCGAGUGGACAGCGAUGGCAGUUUCAGGUGCUAUAUCGCUAGAAGACUGCAUGAGACUUGUCACUGGUGCGCACCUGGGGUUUUUUCAAAGGGAACACGCUGAGACCAGGCUCGACAUAGCGUGUUAUAACGGACCUAAUAAUUACGUCGCAGCAGGUAGCACGAGUGGCAUCGAAAAGCUUGAAUCAUACCUCAAACACAAAAAGGAAAGUGGCGAGAAGGUGCGGUACAAGGUUAUGAGAGGAAUGCAUGCGUACCACUGCGUCUUGGUCGACUCGAUACUAAAUGAGAGCGGUGAUUUGUGCGAUGCGAUCAAGUACCAGGACACAAUUUUCCCCUUUGAAACAUGCCAUGAAGGCCCUUGGAAUGUCCCAGGUGGAGAUAUCAUCGCACGAAAUACCCGCGGGUCCGUCUACUUCACUCAAGCCAUCUCCCGAAUUGUAAGUCGACUGGGCCCAUGCACGUUCCUGGAAGCUGGGAUCGGAGGUCCAAUUGUCCCCAUGACCAGAAAUGCGCUUCUCCAGUCCCAAAGCCAGCACCAAUUCAUUGCAGUCAGUGCCAAAGAUCCUUUGCGAUCGCUUGCCGAAGCCACUGUCUCUCUAUGGAAGGAUGGACAGUCAAAUUUGCAGUUUUGGCCGUUUCACAGAGAGGAGAGAGCAGCCUAUGUCUCAGUGAGUCUGCCUUCGUAUCAAUUCGAGCAAUCCAAGCAUUGGGUCAAGUAUACUGGGCUCGCAAGCAAAAGCGAAAGCACCGAUGAGCAAGGAAAUCAGCAACCUGCAACCUGCCCUCACUGCUUGAAGAAUACAAGCGACUUUCCUUAUAUUGCAUUGGACAGAUCUGGAGGCAACGGCACAGUCCAGUUUGUGUUCAAGGUCGACAUACGAAGUCGUCGCUAUCAGGACCUUGUUAGUGGUCAUGUCGUGGUUGGAUCCCCGAUAUGUCCAGCGGGUAUGUACCUGGAGCUGGCUUCACAUGCACUCCUGCUAUUGCCAGAUGCGGCCAAUCCCAGCACUUCCUGGAAGAUUACAAGUGAUAAAUUGAAGAUCAAAAUGCCCCUCGGCCUGGACACACAGCGAGAAGUCAAGCUAUCUCUCACAAGCCAAGGAAGAGGUACCUGGGAGUUCGAGCUGUCAUCCACCAAAGGCAAAGGGAAGUCAAACUCGCAUGGCGCCGGCAUCAUUCGCUUACAACAAAAAGUCCAUGAUGGGAUUGACGGCAACUCUGACGAUAGAGAGAAAUGGGAUCGCAUUUCCUAUCUUCUGGACGAGGAUGAAGAAACAGAAUCUUUGCGCGGGACGAUGGUGUACAAGGUGUUUGGAACAAUGGCCAAAUAUUCGCCGGCCUACAAAGGCAUCAAGUAUCUGGUCGGCAAAGGGUCCGAGGGAGCAGGCGAGAUCAAGAUGCCAGUGCAAGACUCAGGAGCCAUCGCUACAUCACCAAACAGCAAAAUUGCGGACCCAGUGCUUAUGGACAAUUUCUUGCAAGUGGCGGGUGCUUUCGUGCAUUCUAUGCGUGGUAUUGAAGGGGACGGAGACGCUGAUAUGGCUUGUAUUUGCACAGGCAUGGGCCGUGUUACUCCGCUAAGUGAGCUCCAGGGCAGUGGCAGGUAUCGAGUCUAUGUGAAAGUUCUUCAAGAGGACGAGAAUCAAGUUCUGCUGGAUGUUUCUGCCUUCGACAAAGAAACAAGGAAGAUGAUCUGGUCAGCUGAAAGUCUUUCGUUUGCUCGAGUGCCCAGAAAGACUCUGGGCAAGGUCGUAGCAGCGGCGAGUCCGGCGAAUGUUGCAGAGAAUUUGACUGAAUUACCAGCUGCUACUGUUCUGCCUCCGCCCACGCCCAACAAGUCUCCCGAAUUCUCCUCUGAAAAGGAUGUGUCUGAGCCCUUGCAAGUCGAGAGGAAGGGAAGCUCUGUGGAUGUGUUUGGAGGCGUCCAAGUUCUUCUCAGCGAGUCCCUGGAUGUCGGAAUAUCGGAGGUCACCAAGGAGGCAUCAUUGGCAGAUCUCGGGGCAGACUCGCUCGUUGGGUCUGAGAUCCUAGCUCUUGUGACUGCCAAGUUCGAUAUAGAGAUCGCAACGGAUAUUUUUGCGACGGUUACAGAUGUGACAUCUUUGUGCAAGCUCAUCUCCAACCAGCUGAGAAUUGGAUUCACGAAACCCAACAAGGUUGAGAACAUUGGGGACUCAAAACCGGUAUCAAGCAAUCAAAUACCCAAUGACCCGCCACCGACUUGGCAAAAAACCAUUUUCGAGAUCUUGAGCCGAUCGCUUGGGCUAGAUGUUUCCGAUAUCGAGAUGGAUUCGAGGAUGGAAGAUUUGGGUGUGGACUCUCUGGUCGAAGCAGAGAUCGUCAGCAACCUGAAUGGUGCGUUUAAUUUGAGUACCUCCCCGUCAGACUUUGCUUCUGUUGAGAACGUGGAAUCGCUAUGCAAUUUUUUUGCUGUAACCCUGGGCAUAGCUCAGAUCAACGGGCAAAGCUCGAGUGCCUCUCAUGAUUCCCCUCUAAGCCCGAUAUCAUCGGCCAGUACAUUGUCGAAUUCAGACGAGGACUCAACCGGCCCACGGGACGGCGAGAAGCGAAUUCCAAGCCAAAGUGAUACGCUAUUGCUGUGGAAAAGCUUCCAGCAAGCUCGCUGGGGGUUUGAUGGCCAUGCCAGGGACAACAACCUAACUGGCUUCUGGGACAACGUUUACCCACAACAGCUGGCAUCUGUGGCUGCAUUCAUCGCGGAGGCCUUUGAAAAGCUCAACUGUCCUAUUCGGACUUUUAACCAGGGAGAGAGACUUCCGGAGUUACAAGAGACAUUACCGCAGUGGUAUAGAGAGGUUCCACGGUUGUGGGAGAUCCUUGAAGAGGCUGGCAUUGUUGAAAAGGCAGGAGGAGUGUUCGUGCGUGGUUCAGCGCCUCUCGAAGAAAAUACCGGUGACCAACUCACUGUGAAACUGAUUGCUGAUUUCCCGCAAUAUAAGUCGUCGCACGGUCUCUUUCAUCUCAUUGGGCCCCAUCUAGCGGAGUGCUUGACAGGACGAACCGAUCCUGUUUCCCUUCUUUUCGGCAACGAACAGGGUCGCAGCCUCCUCGCAGACUAUUAUGCCCAUGCACCAGAUCUCAAUGCUGCAACCAAGGUUUUGUGCGACUUCUUCUCUGCGGCCAUUCAGGCACGAAGUUCUGGCUCCAGCGGCGAAGCUCUGCAGAUUCUGGAGCUCGGCGCUGGUACAGGUGGUACAACCAAGCAUCUUGUGCCGGCGCUCCAAGCUACCGGGCUGCCGUUCACCUAUACCUUCAGUGAGAUCUCUGCAUCCCUUCUUGCACGCGCCAGGAGAACAACAUUCAAGGGUAUUAUGGGGGUGGACUUCCGAAAGCUGAAUAUCGAGGAAGACCCCCCGAGGAGCUUCUGGGACCUCAUACGGCCAGAUGGGUGUGUAGCUUUGGUCGAAGCAACGCAAAGACUUGCUUGGUAUGAACUGGUCUGGGGCCUUCUAGAUGGGUGGUGGCUAUUCAACGACGACCGCACUUACCCGCUCCAGAGCCCAUGGGAUUGGGAGCGAGAAAUGCAUAGCGCAGGGUUCGCACAGGUUGGUUGGUCCGAAAGCACGAGUCGUGAAUCCCGAGAUGUCCGAGUGUUCUGUGGAAUGGUGAACGAUGUAUCGCCAUCAUCUGUAACGAAAGCAACUUCGGUGCUGCUACACCGCGCUUCCGCUUCAGUGAACCGCAGCGCCUUUUUGAUCCCCGAUGGGUUUGGCUCUGGUGCAGUGUUCGCCGCACUCCAACCAUUGUUCGCUCCUCUUGCAGAGCUCUCGGUUUACGCGCUCAAUAGCCCUUUCCUCAAAAGUAUCCCUGAUUUGAACCACCAACCAUCUCUCGAGGAGCUUGCCGGGAUUUAUGUUGCUGAGAUCAAGCGUCGGCAGCCCAAGGGGCCUUAUAUACUUGCCGGUUACUCUAUCGGUGGCGUGGUAACUUAUGAAGCAGCGAGACAGCUUCUUGAGUGUCAAAAUGAGAUCGACAAAUUGUUCCUGAUCGACACGAUCUGUCCGACCCUCGGGACCUGCCUUCCAGAUAGCAUAGUCGGCUUUUUGAAUUCAAUUGACAGGGUCGGGAUGGUCAAUGAAGCCGAGCUCCGACAAGAGAGCAAAGGCCUUCCUAUAACAACGGAUCACUUCACCUUGUCACGACAGCAGCUCAUGAAAUACCGAGUAAGCAAGUUGCCAGGUAGGAAGAUCCCGCGAGUUGUGCUCAUUUCGGCGAAGGAGGGUGUGGACAAACAAAGCACAAUCUCAAGACCAAAAGUUCUACCAGAGGAGCAGAACAUCGCGGACUGGUUUUUGGACGAUCGUCCAGGUGAAAGCUCCUUUGGGUGGGAUGAACUUUUGGGAAGCGGAAGCGUGGACGUUAUUCGCGCUGACGGCAAUCAUUUCUCUCUGAUGAUGCCACCAAAUGUCAGUGUAUUCGACAUGCUAUAUCGUCCAGCAGUCGCUAAUGUGUUGCAGAUUCAUGAAUGGGGCUCAAGAUUUGUAGAACUGCUUGUUUAG
Molecule: messenger RNA, 7830 nt
Organism: Penicillium robsamsonii
Lineage: Eukaryota; Fungi; Ascomycota; Eurotiomycetes; Eurotiales; Aspergillaceae
Exons: 5
Coding region: 1-7830 (2609 amino acids)
Biological process (GO): secondary metabolite biosynthetic process; fatty acid biosynthetic process
Molecular function (GO): 3-oxoacyl-[acyl-carrier-protein] synthase activity; fatty acid synthase activity
Source: RefSeq, a predicted model, not a curated record